This is a messenger RNA of Haliotis rufescens (red abalone), 1060 nucleotides long. RefSeq lists its product as uncharacterized. The coding region runs from base 245 to 1027 and encodes 260 amino acids. The transcript has 2 exons. NCBI's taxonomy places the organism in Eukaryota, Metazoa, Mollusca, Gastropoda, Lepetellida, Haliotidae. The record is from RefSeq and is a predicted model, not a curated record.
GUUUCACUUGUGUGAGGGUGCUUCACCUGUGUGUGGGACACGAUUGACCCAGUCCUCUGAGGCGAACAAUUCGCCGUGAAGACUUACAUUAAUUCUCAUGGCACUCCCCAACCAAACUGACACACCAUGGUACAACUGAAAUACUGUUUUAUAAUUUUGUAAAACACCCCUCACAGAUUCACUGUCUGCAAGCUGUGCAGGUCAACUGUGAAAAUAAACCAUACUCACAUUUCAUCAGAAACAAAUGCGCCAAAAUUGUGUUUUAAACUUAAACUAUAUUUUUGCAGGCUCUUUCUGUCCAAUGCACAUCCUCAGAGAGGGCAGCAGUGUCAAAUACAUCAUCUGUCCUAAACUACAACUGGACGCUGAUCGAGCCAACACAGACUGCUGCCACGUAACUACAGACGGUGAGCUGGUCAACUCGCGGCCCGCCACACGACACAGAUACAGCGGCAGGUUUCAGAUAUACUGCGGCACCUGUAGUUCCACCCCCAUCCCCCUUCCUCCACCCCCCUCUAAUGUCACCCCUGCCCCACACACACCACGAUACUGGGAGACCCACUCCAGGGUGGGUGUGGUGGAUGGAUGUUUGUUGUGGCCUGUCCUGGAGAUGGGUGUGGGGGAGGAGAGCCAGGUGGACAGUGGGUUGUAUGUUGGUGAACAGCGCCGCUCCUGGUGUGUCUAUGUAGGGAGCUGUGGCAUACACCGGGGGAGUCUCUGUACCUGGGUGUGUCAGCCGGGGGAGCGGGGGAAGUGUUACAGAAACACAAUGUCUGCCACACCCGGCACACAGGCCACCCUCCACUAUGGCGUUGUGCUGGAUGUGGGGAGGGGGAGACUCGCCUUCAUGGACCUUGACAGGGAGAUUGUUUUGGCAAAGUUGGAUGUUGAGUGGAGGGAGUCUCUUCUCCCCAUGUUUAGUGUUGGGCUGCCAGGUGACUGCACAGUCAACAUGAAGGUGGUCAGCGGGGUGGACAUCACCAUGACUGACUCCAAGAAGUCACUUAUUUAUAACGCCCUCACAUAGGAAAUAAAAUAAACAUGACAUUGUGUAAACUUG